UGUGUGAGUGCAUGGGAGGGUGCUGAAUCUUCCGAGACACCGGGACCACAGCGGCAGCUCCAGGGCAACUGCAGCCAGCCGAGCCUCCGGACUUGGGAAGGGGGACCGGGCGCAGGCGUCGAGAGCCACCGGCGGCACCGGAGACGGGCGUUCUUCUGCCUCCACUUCAGCAGCUUGGUGCUAAAUUGUUGUCUCAAAAUGCAGAGGAUCUAAUGCACUGAGAGAAACGACCACAGAGGAAGAGGAGACACACACACACACACACACACACACACACACACACGAGGGGGUAUUUUGUGGAUGCUCCACUUUUCUUGGAAAUGCAAAAGAUUAUGCAUAUUUCUGUCCUCCUUUCUCCUGUUUUAUGGGGACUGAUUUUUGGUGUCUCUUCCAACAGCAUACAGAUAGGGGGGUUGUUUCCGAGGGGCGCCGACCAGGAAUACAGUGCAUUUCGCGUAGGGAUGGUUCAGUUUUCCACUUCGGAGUUCAGACUGACACCCCACAUCGACAAUUUGGAGGUAGCCAACAGCUUCGCAGUCACCAAUGCUUUUUGCUCCCAGUUUUCAAGAGGAGUCUAUGCGAUUUUUGGAUUUUAUGACAAGAAGUCUGUAAACACCAUCACCUCAUUUUGUGGGACACUGCAUGUCUCCUUCAUCACGCCCAGCUUCCCAACAGAUGGCACACAUCCUUUCGUCAUUCAGAUGCGACCUGACCUCAAGGGCGCUCUCCUGAGCUUGAUUGAAUACUAUCAGUGGGACAAGUUUGCAUACCUCUACGACAGUGACAGAGGCUUAUCAACGCUGCAAGCUGUGCUGGAUUCUGCAGCCGAAAAGAAGUGGCAGGUGACUGCCAUCAAUGUGGGGAAUAUUAACAACGACAAGAAAGAUGAGACCUACAGAUCCCUCUUUCAAGAUCUGGAGCUAAAAAAAGAACGGCGUGUAAUCCUCGACUGUGAACGGGAUAAAGUAAACGACAUUGUCGACCAGGUUAUCACCAUUGGGAAGCAUGUUAAAGGUUACCACUACAUCAUUGCAAAUCUGGGGUUUACUGAUGGAGACCUAUUAAAAAUUCAGUUUGGAGGUGCGAAUGUGUCUGGAUUUCAGAUCGUGGACUAUGAUGACUCUCUGGUAUCAAAGUUUAUUGAAAGAUGGUCAACACUGGAGGAGAAAGAGUACCCUGGAGCCCACACCAGUACCAUUAAGUACACGUCCGCCCUGACUUACGAUGCGGUCCAAGUGAUGACCGAAGCUUUCCGAAACCUCCGGAAGCAGAGGAUUGAAAUCUCCCGGAGGGGCAACGCCGGAGACUGCCUGGCCAACCCGGCGGUGCCCUGGGGCCAGGGGGUGGAGAUAGAGCGGGCUCUCAAGCAGGUUCAGGUGGAAGGUUUGUCAGGAAACAUAAAGUUUGACCAGAAUGGAAAAAGAAUAAACUACACCAUUAACAUCAUGGAACUCAAAACUAAUGGGCCACGGAAGAUUGGAUAUUGGAGUGAAGUGGACAAAAUGGUUGUUACCCUUACAGAACUCCCUUCUGGAAAUGACACCUCUGGGCUUGAGAAUAAAACUGUUGUCGUAACAACAAUUCUGGAAUCUCCAUAUGUUAUGAUGAAGAAGAACCAUGAAAUGCUUGAGGGCAAUGAGCGCUAUGAGGGCUACUGUGUUGACCUGGCGGCAGAAAUCGCCAAACAUUGUGGGUUCAAGUACAAGUUGACCAUUGUUGGGGAUGGCAAGUAUGGGGCCAGGGAUGCAGACACGAAAAUUUGGAAUGGGAUGGUUGGAGAACUUGUAUAUGGGAAAGCUGACAUUGCAAUUGCUCCACUAACCAUUACUCUUGUGAGAGAAGAAGUGAUUGACUUCUCCAAGCCUUUCAUGAGCCUUGGGAUAUCUAUCAUGAUCAAGAAGCCUCAGAAGUCCAAACCAGGAGUGUUUUCAUUUCUUGAUCCUUUAGCCUAUGAGAUCUGGAUGUGCAUUGUUUUUGCCUACAUUGGGGUCAGUGUAGUUUUAUUCCUGGUCAGCAGAUUUAGCCCCUACGAGUGGCACACUGAGGAGUUUGAAGAUGGAAGAGAAACACAAAGUAGUGAAUCAACUAAUGAAUUUGGGAUUUUUAAUAGUCUCUGGUUUUCCUUGGGUGCCUUUAUGCAGCAAGGAUGCGAUAUUUCGCCAAGAUCCCUCUCUGGGCGCAUUGUUGGAGGUGUGUGGUGGUUCUUUACCCUGAUCAUAAUCUCCUCCUACACGGCUAACCUAGCUGCCUUCCUGACUGUAGAGAGGAUGGUAUCUCCCAUCGAAAGUGCUGAGGACCUUUCUAAGCAAACAGAGAUUGCUUACGGGACAUUAGACUCUGGCUCCACGAAAGAGUUUUUCAGGAGAUCUAAAAUUGCCGUUUUUGAUAAAAUGUGGACCUAUAUGAGAAGCGCAGAGCCCUCUGUGUUUGUGAGGACUACUGCCGAAGGCGUAGCCAGAGUAAGGAAGUCGAAAGGGAAGUAUGCCUACCUGCUUGAGUCAACCAUGAAUGAAUACAUCGAGCAAAGGAAGCCUUGUGACACCAUGAAAGUCGGAGGAAACCUGGAUUCCAAAGGCUAUGGCAUCGCCACCCCUAAAGGAUCCUCAUUAAGAACCCCAGUAAAUCUUGCAGUAUUGAAACUCAGUGAGCAAGGCGUCUUAGACAAGCUGAAAAACAAAUGGUGGUACGAUAAAGGUGAAUGUGGAGCCAAGGACUCGGGAAGUAAGGAAAAGACCAGUGCCCUCAGUCUGAGCAACGUUGCUGGAGUGUUCUACAUCCUUGUCGGGGGCCUUGGCUUGGCCAUGCUGGUGGCUUUGAUUGAGUUCUGUUACAAGUCAAGGGCCGAGGCGAAACGAAUGAAGAUGACCUUGGGUGAUGCGAUGAGGAACAAAGCAAGGCUGUCAAUUAUAGGAAGUACUGGAGAAAAUGGACGUGUUAUGACUCCAGAAUUUCCAAAAGCAGUGCAUGCUGCCCCGUACGUGAGUCCUGGCAUGGGAGUGAAUGGCAGUAUGACUGAUCCCUCGUGAGUGAUAAGAACCUCUUGAGUGCCUUACACAAUGGUUUUCUUGUGUGUUUCUUGUCAAAGUGGUGAGAGGCAUCCCCUAUCUUGAAGACUUUUCUUUCAGCCAAGAGUUCUUAAAAAUGCGGAGUUCAUCUGGAAUGAUAAGGAAUGAUUACUUUAAAACCACAGCAUCCUUUUCUACUCGAAUUACAGACGAAGCUUGGUGGACUGGCACAGCUCACAUGGAAAUACUCUCAUUGUACAGACAACAAACCUGUUUCUGCAGCCACUAUUGUCAGUCUCUUGAUUCAUAAUGACUUAAGCACACUUGACAUCAACUGCAUCAAGAUGUGACAUGUUUUAUAAGAAAAACAAGGAAAAACAUUUAAAAUGGAAAAAAAUAUUUUUAGGUAUUUUCACAAACGAACUGGCUUUUAAAAUAAAUUUGCUUCCAUACUGGUUGGAUAAGAC
Messenger RNA from Perognathus longimembris pacificus (Pacific pocket mouse), 3472 nucleotides. RefSeq names its product glutamate ionotropic receptor AMPA type subunit 2 (gene Gria2). The record is from RefSeq and is a predicted model, not a curated record. The coding region runs from base 321 to 3026 and encodes 901 amino acids. Gene Ontology annotation, biological process: monoatomic ion transport; synaptic transmission, glutamatergic; modulation of chemical synaptic transmission. The transcript is spliced from 16 exons. Lineage: Eukaryota; Metazoa; Chordata; Mammalia; Rodentia; Heteromyidae. Gene Ontology annotation, cellular component: postsynaptic membrane; plasma membrane; AMPA glutamate receptor complex. Gene Ontology annotation, molecular function: transmitter-gated monoatomic ion channel activity involved in regulation of postsynaptic membrane potential; AMPA glutamate receptor activity.